CAUUCGAAGAAUUUUGGGCGGCUGUCCUGCCGAUCGAGCCACAUUCGUAACAUAGGGGCCAAAUCCAAAACACCAACAUGACGUUUGCCAUGAUUGGUCCAAAUAAGAUCGCAUGUAGAUGAUUCCAGAAGAUAGUCUUCUUCAUCCUUUGCUCCUCUUCCGUUCAGAACAUUAAGAGAUCGAUCUCGUCCUGUACAGAUACACGUUAUCAUCUUUAUAGCGGCGCAGUCCUAGCUAUCAUGCUAAUACUUGUACUGAGAGCAGUCCCGAUCUUCUGUUUAUGUAUUGCAUAUACUCUUGCUGCUGGACCACACGUUAUUCUAUGGUCCUCUCAAACUUAUGGGCCUGAUGGCCCUUGGCACGCCGUCACUGUCAAGCUCGGCACUCCUGCUCAGCAAAUGGAUCUCAUUCCUGCCGGCGCCUGGGAGACACAAAUCCUCAGCUCUUCAGUAUGUUCGACCAGCACGACGCUAUCCGGUUGCAAUGCGAACGCGGCUGGCCUUUUCGAUCCCGAAAAAUCAAGUUCCUUGGUCACAAUCUCAGAGACAGGAACAAUCAAAAAUGGCAAUUUCUGUGUCAAUGGCGGUGGCAUCCCAUCCAUGUCUGGCGACGCGGAAUGGAUGUUCGACACACUCUCCCUAACUCUUCGGGAUGGCGUCGUGGGAAACAACGGCCAGAACACGAUUCGCAAUUUGUCCACCAUGGUCAUUUCCCGCGGCUACAACACGCUUCCUUCGGGCUCUACAUAUGCUGCUGAAGUUGGCAAACUCUCACUCGGCGCGCCGAACAUAAACCAGUCGUGGGUACAUGCCGGAAGCCGCUUCAACGCCACGUUCCUCCCUGGAACCCUCUUCGAGGCUGGCCAAAUCCCGUCGAACUCAUACGGCAUGCACAUUGGGUCCGUAGCUGCCGGGGUCCGUCCAUCCCUCAUCCUCGGUGGCUACGACCCAACACGAAUCAUAGGCCCCGUGUCCGCACAACCCUACACUAUCCUCAAACUCCCCAUCGACCUGCUUGAUAUCGGGAUCUCCGUCUCAUCUGGCAAAUCACCCUUCGAAUUUACCUCCAAAUCGGGACUGUUGGCGUCCAACAACGCAUCCAUAGGCACUUCCCUUCCCGUCGUUAUCGACUCCGCGUCCCCGUACCUCUAUCUCCCUAAAUCCACCUGCGACGCCAUAACCUCGCUCCUACCCCUGACCUACAACCCCCUCCUCUCCCUCUACAUCUGGGACGUCACCUCGCCGCUUUAUACGACCAUAAUAUCAUCUCCCGCGUCUCUAACUUUCACAUUCCGCCUCUCCUCCUCCAUAACUGCCAACAUGACCAUCUCCGUCCCCUUCGCGCUGCUCAACCUAACGCUCACUACCCCCCUCGUCUCCAGCCCGAUACCGUACUUCCCAUGCCGGCCCGCCCAAGUCGAAACACUUGGAGAGAACUACGGUCUCGGGCGCGCGUUCCUACAAGCGGCGUUCGUGGGCGUGAACUGGGGCGGCGACGGGUUAUGGUUCCUCGCUCAAGCGCCCGGGCCAAACACUCCCUCUCUCUCACCGCUGACAUCCAUCUUUCCUGGUGACAAAACGCUCAAGGGCGCGGAUAACGGCUGGGAGGACAGCUGGAAGGGGUACUGGGAAGACGGCAUCGACGGUGACGGAAACGCCAUAGUGCCUACCGGCUCAACCGCUUCCGGGAAUGGGACAGGAGCAGAUAUUGCACACACUUUGCCCGACUCGGCGCUGUCGAGGGGCGUGAUAGCAGGGAUCGCUGUCGGCGCAGUGGGCGGUGUUGCGGUGAUUGUUGUGCUUGCGUGUCUUCUGUAUAGCCGCGCGAGAAGACGGAAGGCAGACAGGGAGAAUGUGAACUUGUUUGCUGAGGCGCACGUGGGUAACGACGGGCUAGCUGGUGUUUGCGAUAGACAUGCAGGUCAGGGGUACGGGCCGUCAGAGUUGUAUACGCAGGCACCGGUGGGGGAGUUGCAUAGCGAUCAUAAUGGAGUGGUUGGGGAGUUGCAUGGCGAAUAUAAGAAGGCGAGUGUAGUGGAGCUGCCAUGAUAGCUAUAGUAUAAUAGAUUAGUAUAAUGACGAAG
Molecule: messenger RNA, 2083 nt
Organism: Pseudogymnoascus verrucosus
Lineage: Eukaryota; Fungi; Ascomycota; Leotiomycetes; Thelebolales; Thelebolaceae
Exons: 1
Coding region: 240-2048 (602 amino acids)
Source: RefSeq, a predicted model, not a curated record